Hevea brasiliensis (rubber tree) is the source of this 3685-nucleotide messenger RNA. RefSeq names its product disease resistance protein RPV1. NCBI's taxonomy places the organism in Eukaryota, Viridiplantae, Streptophyta, Magnoliopsida, Malpighiales, Euphorbiaceae. The transcript has 4 exons. Gene Ontology annotation, molecular function: protein binding; ADP binding. Gene Ontology annotation, biological process: defense response. The record is from RefSeq and is a predicted model, not a curated record. Bases 428 to 3388 code for a protein of 986 amino acids.
UUCUUUUACUUCUCUUCCUUUUUUUUGUUUGUUUUUAGCUCUUGUUUUGCAACUUCAUUACAUCUCUUUGCUCCAUAACUAAUUGGAUUCAAUUCUUGCAAGUUCACUUGAUUAUAAUUGCUCAAUCAUGGCAAGGUGUUUUUUUCCUUUUUCUUUUCCUCUCUAUCACAAAGAAAAUAAUUUUGAUAAAAGAUGAACAUAAUAAUUUGUUGCUUUUUGAAAAAAGAUAGAGGAUAUCAUGUAGUAAGCACAUAUAAAAAAACUCAGUACAGAUGAUAUAGGAAAACGAAUGAUUAAAUUGCGUUAUUAGAAGUUGUGAACAUACACAUAGGCAUUGCUAAUUAAGGAGAAGAGUGAUUUUCAAAUCGAUGUUAUUUCAUAAUUACUUGUUCAUUGUUGCUGGUUAUAAUUUAAUUAUCUGCCUUGCAUGGAAGGUGAUUUGCACUUUCUGGAACAGGGAAAGUGGAAAAGUUCUUGCAUAUAUAGCAAGACGAUCGGCGAAGGCACAAUGCAGCUAGUUAGUGUUGCUUCUGUGAGCAGCAGAGAAAUCACUUCAUCUUUUCAUUCUUGUCCUUCAAUCCCCCUUCAAAAUUAUUUGGUGGGAAUGGAUUUACGUCUAGAGGAGUUAAGCUCAUAUAUGGGUAUAGGGUCAGAUGAUGUUCGUUUUGUAGGAAUCUAUGGGAUGGGAGGAAUAGGAAAGACAACUAUUGCUAAAGCUUAUUACAAUUGGAUGUCUUGCCAAUUUGAGGGCAGGGCUUUUCUUGCCAAUGUUAGGGAAAAUUGCUCGAAAGGCGGUCUACUCUCUUUGCAAGAACAGCUUCUUUCAGAAAUCCUUGAGAAAAAUGUGAAAAUAUGGAAUAUGUAUAAAGGAAUGGACAUGAUAAAGAGUAGGCUACGCUUCAAAAGGGUCUUGAUUGUCAUUGAUGAUGUGAAUCAAUUAAAUCAGUUACAGGAAUUGGCGGGGAAAAGUGAUUGGUUUGGUUCAGGGAGUAGAAUCAUCAUAACCACCAGAGACGAACAUUUGCUCGUCAGUCAUGGUGUGGAUCAUAUAUACAAGGCUAAGGGAUUAAAUAAAACUGAAGCUCUUCAACUUUUUAGUUUAAAGGCCUUUAAAGAUAGCAAGCCUCCAAUAGAUUAUUUGAAUUUGUCAGCUAAUUUUGUACGUUAUGCUGAUGGCCUUCCAUUAGCUCUUGAAGUUUUGGGUUCCAUUUUGUUUGGAAAGACUUUAAAUGAAUGGAGAACUGCAUUAGACAGAAUGAGAGAAAAUCCUAGAACAGAAAUCUCGGAUAUACUUCAAAUAAGUUUUGAUGGAUUAGAGGAUAUAGAAAAGCAAAUAUUCCUAGAUAUAGCAUGUUUCUUCAAGGGGAAGAAUAAAGAUUGGACUACAGAAAUAUUGGAUAGCUGUGGUUUCUACCCUGAUAUUGGAAUAAGGGUUCUUAUUGAUAGAUCUCUCAUAACUAUUGUGGGAGAAAGAUUGUGGAUGCAUGAUUUGCUACAAGAAAUGGGUUGGAAAUUGGUUCGACAAGAAUCUCCAAAAGAGCCAGGAAAACGUAGUAGGCUAUGGCUUUAUAAGGAUAUCUUUCAUGUCAUGUCAAAAAAUACGGGAACAGAAGAUGUUGAAGGCAUAGUCCUAGAGUUGCCAGAAGCCGAAGAGGCACGAUUGAAUGCUAAAUCUUUCCUGAAGAUGAAAAAACUCAGAUUGCUGAUAUUUCAUAAUGUGCACUUUUCAAAUAGCCUGGAAUAUCUUUCCAAUGAGUUGCGGUUUCUCAAAUGGCAUGGAUAUCCUUUCAAAAGUUUGCCAUCAAAUUUCCAGUCAAAGGAACUUGUCGAACUUGACAUGCGUUUUAGCCAAGUUGAAAAACUUUGGAACGGCAUUAAGCAAUUUAACAUGCUAAAAGUCAUGAAACUUAGUCACUCCAAAAAUCUUGUCAAGACACCAGAUUUUAGAGGGGUCCCAAAUCUUGAGAAGCUGAUUCUUGAAGGUUGUAUAAAAUUGCAUGAGAUUGACCAGUCCAUUGUGGUUCUUGAAAGACUAGUUGUAUUGAACCUGAAAGACUGCAAAAGGCUUGUGAGUCUUCCAGAAGGUAUAUACGGUUUAAAGACGCUUAAAAUUGUUAAUAUAUCAGGUUGUUCAAAACUUGACUACACGGUGGAGGAAUUGGGGCAUGUCGAAAGUUUGGAGGAGCUUGACGUAAGUGAAACUGAAAUAAAACAAGCAUCUUCUUCCUUGUUUCACUUCAAGAACCUUAAGAUUUUCUCUAUCAGUGGAUGUAAAGGACAAACGAGGUCCCUAUUAUCCAUGUUGCCUGGAAAAGGUUCAAAUGCAUCAGGUUUUUGCUCUCUCAUGGAAUUAGAUCUAAGUAACUGUAAUAUUCAGGACGGAACAAUUCCCAGCAAUCUCAGUUGCUUAUCCUCCUUGAGAGAAAUUAAUCUGAGCGGCAACAACUUCAUUAGUCUACCUGCAAGCAUCAAUCGCCUCUCCAAGCUUGAACGAUUAGAUUUGAACAACUGUAGAAGUCUUCAGUCCUUGCAGGCAUUUCCUCCAAAUGUAAAAUUUAUAAGUGCACAUGCCUGUUCUUCAUUAGAAACAUUACCUGAAACUGUAGACGCAUCUAGUUUGCGAUCUCCAGGAUUAAACUUUGCAAAUUGCUUUAAGUUGGCAAGGAAUCAAGGCUGCAACAACAAUGCGUUUAUGAUGCUAAGACGACACCUGCAGGGGAUGUCUGACCCCAAAACUCGGUUUGACAUGGUUGUUCCUGGAAGCAACAUUCCAAAGUGGUUUAGCCAUCAAAGCUUGGGAGACUCUUCGGCAAAGGUAGAGCUACCACUAGUUUGGUUUGAUAGUAAGUGGAUGGGAUUUGCUUUUUGUGCUAUUUUUAUAAUCCAUAAUCGACCAACCCCGAACUUCUUUUAUGAUCUUGAUCUCACGUGUCUUCUUAAAAUCAAUGGACAUACCUGGCGUCAUCAACUUUAUGAUGGUUUCUUAACAGCGAUGGAACAAUAUGGGUCAGAUCAUCUUUGGGUUUUCUAUUUGUCACGUUAUGAGUUCUUGGGUAUAGACUGGCAGGACAUGGGCCAAACAACAUGUCGCCAUGUUCUGGAGGUCAUGUUCAGAGCCCAUGGUCUAGGCUUUUAUGUCAAGAAGAUUGGGGUCCGUCUAGUAUAUGAGCAAGACGUGUUGGAGUUUAACCAAACAAUUAAUCAAUUUCAGAGCUUUGAUUAUGAGAAUUUAGAUGUUCUGCACCACGGUUUAGAUAAAUCAGCAGUGGAUGGCGCCUUGAUUAAGAGAAGCUACGAUGAUCAUCACGACAAUGAUGGACCAGAAUCUAUUGGAAAAUGCAUGUUUGAGGAGGAACCACAACCUAAAAGACUGAAAGAAGUUGAUUGAAUUAGAUAUGAUCUACUUGCAAUUAUCGGUUUUUUCAAGCUCUUAAUGUCUGCAUUUGACUACCAAACUUCAAUCCUCGCUGAAGCAUUUAUGCAAUUGAGAUUGAAAUUUCUGUAAUUAAAAUUUAGCUAUUGCUUUCUGUUUGAGAAUUAAGGCUGCAGCCAUAUUGCAUUUGGUUAUAGUCGGUUUAAGACACAUAUUGUACCCUAAAGUAUAGGAUGAGUGUUUGUAUUUUUGCAUUCAAAAUUUUAUAUUUUUUAAGAUGACUUAAUAAUAUUAAGCCAAAAUUCUAGGUUA